AUGAUUAACGUGUUCGUUGCCAAGAUACGCAGAGCAAAGAGAUGUGCAAAAGAUGAGAUGCUUGGCACGGAUAUGGAGCAAUAUCACCACCUUUGGAGUUAUGCAGCUACAAUUAGAGAGACAAAUCCUGGUAGCAUUGUCAAGAUUAAGCUUGAUACAGCAGAAGAAGGUUCACAAGGGACAUUUCAAAGACUGUAUUACUGUCUUUAUGCUUGCAAACAGGGGUUCCUCGAUGGCUGUCGACCAAUAAUUGGUCUUGAUGGGUGUUUUUUGAAAUCUGCAUUUGGUGGUCAGUUGUUGUCAGCAAUUGGUAGAGAUAGCAAUGACAAUAUGGUUCCAAUAGCUGUAGCAGUGGUAGAGGUAGAGAGGUAUGACUCAUGGAAGUGGUUUCUGGAACUACUAAUGGCUGAUCUGGGACUUGGUGUGGAAGACAUACCCUGGACAUUCAUCUCAAAUCGACAAAAAGGACUGGUCCAUGCAGUGAAUGAGUUAUUUCCAAAUUAUGAACACAGGUUUUGCUUGAGGCAUAUGUACCAAAAUUUCAAACAGAAGUUCAAAGGAAAAGAGUUGAAGGACUUGUUCUGGGCAGCAGCAAGUGCUGGGAAUGAAGUGGACUGGAAAUUAGCAAUGAAUUCUCUUGAAAAAGCUUCAAAGGAUGCAGCUGAAUGGCUGCAAAAGUGCCAAGUGUUUUAUGGAGCAGAAGCUAGAGAGCUACCUGUCAUAGGGAUGCUUGAGUGGAUUCGAAGAAGGCUCAUGCAAAGGAUUCAAGUGAAGAGGACUGGUAUGCAGAAAUUUCAAGGAAAAAUAUGUCCUAACAUUGCAGAGAAGAUUGAUAGGAAUCUGAAAUUCAGUAGGCUGUGUAUUCCCACAUGGGAUGGCAAGAACAAAUAUGAAAUUGAUUGUGGGCCCAGAAAAUCUGUUGUGGUGGAUCUGAAGGAAAAGACUUGCACAUGUGGCUAUUUCCAGCUUACAGGUUAUCCUUGUGCUCAUGCAUGUGCUGCAAUAGGAGCACGUAGAUUGCCUUUGCUUGAUUAUGUGCAUGCCUGCUACAGUAGAGAAAAUUACUUGAAAACAUAUGAGCACACUAUCACACCUGUCCCAAGUAACAAGUACUGGGUGAGAUGUGAAGAACAACCACCAAAACCUCCUGCAGUUCGAAGAAUGCCUGGCAGACCCAAAAAGAUGCGGCAAAGGGCAGCCGACGAGCCUAAAAAGGGUCAGGUCUCAACCAGAAAGGGUCUUGUGGUAACUUGCAAGAGAUGUUUUCAGCCAAGACACAAUUCAAGGACCUGCAAGAAUGCCAUUCAUCCCAACUCUAAAUUCUACAAGGCUCCUGACACCAAUGUAGCUGAAUCAAGUUCAGAACUUCAUUCAUCAGCUCCUUCACCAAUAGUACCCCCGCAACCAGUCCCAAAUCAAGAACAAGCUGCACCUGUUCAAAAAAAAAACUGCAGGCCCGGGAAGCAGUAUACGCAGCCAACAAUUGCGAGUGUAGCAAAAAAUGCGCCUGCUAGACAAUCAUGUUCUCAGCCUGUGAGUGGAACAACUUCACUAGCAAAAGGACCCCUUCGUCCUACUGUUGCUGAUGUCCUAUACAACCUAAGAUCCAAGAAAGCAAGAAGAUGUUAG
Coffea arabica (coffee) is the source of this 1629-nucleotide messenger RNA. RefSeq lists its product as uncharacterized. Gene Ontology annotation, molecular function: zinc ion binding. The record is from RefSeq and is a predicted model, not a curated record. Lineage: Eukaryota; Viridiplantae; Streptophyta; Magnoliopsida; Gentianales; Rubiaceae.